AUGUCACGACAGUCACCCGUGCCUCGCUCUCACUCGAGGGCCAGCUUCUACUCCACAACCACAUACCACUCCUUCCAAGAUGUCGAACUCUAUGAGCCAGGCUGCACACCAGAUGACCAGGGAACGUCGACGGCGAGGGUCCCAAUGCCCGUAGAGACGCCUGUUGUCAGAAGACAAAGAACAUCAAGGAGGGACGACUUCGACAAGAACCCUGCCUCCUUCCAGAUGGUCCGCCAGGACUCGGGCUACGAGUCGAGCACACCCACUCGCACCUCGCAAAUCCCAGUCACGGACCUCAAUGUCACAAAAGAGGCCCGCCCUCCGGCGCUCUCGGCCGAUAUCAAACAUGCCCCGGUCCAGCAUGACAGCCUCCCGCUCGCCACCUCGGAGCACCCACAACAAUCACCCCAAUAUAAUGACCCAUACUCCUAUUUCCAGUUCCCCUCCCCUGAGCAACUGGACCAACCAGAAGAAUACCAACAACAGCAACAACAACAGCAGCAACAACAACAACCUCAAGAACCAAACGCGGACAUCGCCCUAGUCAGCACCCACCUCGACACCCUCAACACCGAGCACCAGUCAGAGAAACCAAAAUCCUCCUCCUCAGCAGCACAACACCACCCCGAACAACCACCAUACCCCCGCGCCGAGACCCCCCUCCCCUCCCCCUUCCCGCCGCAGACGACCCACUACUGGACGUCAGACCGCACGCGGCGCCUCGAGUACGCGGCCAUCGACGCCGCCUCCCGGGGGGUCCGCGGCUGGGUCAUGCGCAACUGCGUGCCCGAGUGCUUCGUGCCCAAGGAGCGCCGACGGGUGUGCUUCGACGACGACUCCGGGUCCGUCAGGCGCUACCGCCUCGACCUCGAGAUCGAGUGCCCCGAGGACAGCGUCCCGCCCAGCCCCGUAGGCGAGAAGCCGCGCGGGUUCCGCGCCAGGGCUGGGGCGGGCAGCGGCAGCGGCAGGGGGCUCUGGGCUAAGCUCAGGGGGAAGGCCUAG
Molecule: messenger RNA, 1002 nt
Organism: Diaporthe citri
Lineage: Eukaryota; Fungi; Ascomycota; Sordariomycetes; Diaporthales; Diaporthaceae
Exons: 2
Coding region: 1-1002 (333 amino acids)
Source: RefSeq, a predicted model, not a curated record